Rotaria sp. Silwood1 is the source of this 996-nucleotide messenger RNA. The record is from the annotation of a GenBank genome assembly. Lineage: Eukaryota; Metazoa; Rotifera; Eurotatoria; Philodinida; Philodinidae.
AUGUUAAGUGAAAACAACAGUUCUUUCGACGAUACAACAGUAUUACCUUCUGAAAUUGCCAUUCCUCGUCAAAUUCGUUUUUGGAUUAUUCUUCUCUUUUGCAUUCCAUCGGUUAUUUGUUCUUUGUUCAUUUUCUAUCAAUUUAUUGUCCAUCCAAGAUUACGGCAGGCUCUACAUAAUCAUGUUAUUGCUCUUCUUCUUUUCAUCAAUUUUAUUUUUCAACUAACAAGUAUCCUAUGGAGUCUUAAUUACUAUCGUUUGGGAAAUGUUUGGCCAGAAAAUUCUUUCUUUUGUGUCACAUGGGCUUUUAUUGAUGAAGCUUUCUAUAUUACAACAGCAAUUCUAUUUGCUUGGGCAACCAUUGAACGACAUAUUUUUAUCUUUCAUGAUUAUUUAGUAUCAACAAAAUAUAAAUUGAUUUUUUUUCAUUAUUUACCACUGGCUAUACUUCCUCUCUAUUGUAUCUGUUAUAGCAUUAUUAUAGUUAUUUUCCCACCAUGUGAAAACACAUAUGAUUACAAUCAAAUUACAUGUGGUAAUCCUAUUUGUUAUUAUGAAGUUCCAACAGUAGGAAUGUGGGACGUUAUAGUGAAUGAUAUAAUACCUACAAUAGUUAUUAUUUUAUGCAGCAUUGCUCUUCUUUUACGUGUCUUCUAUCAAAAAUAUCGAAUACAUCAACAAAUUCAUUGGCGGCGUCAUCGAAAGAUGACGAUUCAAGUAUUAUCAAUUUCAGCUCUGUAUCUUUUCAUAUACUUCCCAAAUGUGUUACUGGAAUUCAUUGAUCUUUGUGGCAUUUCUGAAGAAGCUGAUGCCGAUUUUAGAUUAUAUGCUGAAUUCUUUGAAAAUUAUGGCACUCUUUUAUUACCUUUUGUAUGCACUAUAUCGAUGUCUGAACUUAGAAAACAAAUUAAGAAAAUAAUUCCAUAUUGCCGAAAACAAACACGAGCAGUUGGCCCUCAAAGAUUAGCAUUAUCGCGUCGUGUAGUUGGUCCAUAA